UUUUGUUUUCAAACAGGAAGCACUUUGCAAUCAAUCAUGGGUGUCCCGGCAAUGUUUCGUUACUUGUCGAACAAGUUCCCAAAGCUUGUUACGCCAUGCGCGGAGACCCCGUCGACAGUGAUCAAUGGCACCAAGGUCCCGAUCGACACGAGCAGGCCAAACCCAAACCAGCAAGAGUUUGACAACCUCUACCUUGACAUGAACGGUCUCAUCCACCCAUGCUGUCACCCCAUCGACAGACCGCCGCCUGCGUCCGAGGACGAAAUGAUGGUGCUGAUUUUCGAAUACAUUGAGCGGAUUUUCGCGAUCGUCCGCCCCCGCAAGCUUGUGUACAUGGCUAUUGACGGCGUUGCACCUCGUGCCAAGAUGAACCAGCAGCGUUCUCGCCGAUUCCGCGCCGUCCGAGAGGCUGCCGAAAGCGCCACCAAGCUUGCCGAGUUGCGCGCCAAGUUGGAAGCUGAUGGCGUUCGACUGCCCCAAAAGAAAGGCCACAAGUUUGACUCGAACUGCAUCACUCCCGGCACAGAGUUCAUGGAGCAGCUGGCUGUGUGUCUCCGCUACUUUAUCCACCGAAAGCUGAUGGAAGAUCCUGGCUGGCAGAACAUCAAGGUCAUCCUCUCGGACGCCAACGUUCCCGGCGAGGGCGAGCACAAAAUCAUGGACUACAUCCGCCAUCAGCGUGCGCACCCCGAGUACGAUCCCAACAUCAAGCACGUCAUGUACGGCGCGGACGCCGAUCUCAUCAUGCUCGGCUUGGCAACGCACGAGAUUAGCUUUACCAUCAUUCGAGAGGAGUUUGUGCCCAACACACCGAAACCCUGCAGCAUCUGCAACCAAAUGGGCCACGAGAGCACCGAAUGCCGCGGAGAGGCUUCCGUGCCUGACUCUACCGUCGAAGCCGCCCCUGCAAGCGGGCCCAAAAACUUUAUCUUCAUCUCGAUUCCCAUUCUCCGCGAGUACCUCUCGCACGAAUUGCUCAUUAGCGAGCGGCUGCCGUUCGAGUUUGACAUUGAGCGUGCGAUCGACGAUUGGGUGUUUAUGUGCUUUUUCGUCGGAAACGACUUUUUGCCCCACCUCCCCUCGCUCGAAAUCCGCGAGGGUGCCCUCGAGACGCUCUUGAGCAUUUACCGUCGCCGCCUGCCGAGCAUGGGCGGAUUCAUCACCGACAGUGGUCAGGUUGUUGUUGAGCGUGCCCUCGAGAUUCUCCGCGAGAUCGGCACCAUGGAAGACAGCAUCUUCCAACGCCGGCACUCCGAAGACGAGCGCCAGAAGCGAAACGAGCAGCGUCGCGAGCAAGACCGCAAGCGUCGCGAACAGAGCGAACGCACCUGGUCUCCUUCCAUGCAAUUGUCUCAGCUCGGGGGCCCUUCUUCGAGCUCGCCUGCUCAACGCGCCCCACUCUUCUCCCAUCCUCCUGGUUCUUCAUCAGGCCCUGCUCACUCGUCUGGCUCAUCUGCACUUCCAAAGCCGCCUGUGCAGAGCGACGCCGAGGGCCACCAAGCGAAAAAGAUCAAGCCCGACAACUCUGCCAAUCGCGACGCUGCCAAGGCACUCAAGGCUGCCCUCAGCGGCAACGCGACGGAAAGUGUUUUGGAUGCCGCUGCAGCUGAGGCGGCCAACGCGGCGACCAGCGGCGACGCGCCUGUGGAGACCAGCAGCAGCAUGGCGACCGACCAGGAGCCUCCGAAAGGCGUAAAGCGAGCUCACUCGGAGACAGAUACGACACCAAGCGUUUCUCGUGACAACUCGCUCGCCAGCGAGUUUACGUUCGCGCCCGCGCCUGCUGAAGAAGCGCCCGCUGCAGCUGCCACCGCGACACCCGCGCUAGCUCGGGCAUCCACUUCGUCACGCUCAAACACCCCUGCGCGCGGCGGCGAUGAGGAUGGCGAGGACGGCGGUGACAAUGACGAGGUUCGCCUUUGGGAGCAAGGCUGGAAGGAGCGCUACUACCAAAACAAGUUCCACGUUUCUGCCGACGACAAUGAUUUCCGAUCCAAGCUGGCUGCCGCGUAUCUCGAAGGGCUCUGCUGGGUGCUGCAGUACUACUACCAGGGCGUGCCGUCGUGGAAGUGGUAUUAUCCCUACCAUUACGCUCCGUUCGCGUCUGACUUGCCCGCCGCCACCAACGUCAACACCAAGUUCGACAAAGGACCGCGCCCCUUCCGUCCGCUCGAGCAGCUGAUGGGCGUGCUUCCCGCUGCCAGUGGCAACUUUGUGCCCAAGACGUGGGCCAAGCUGAUGAGCGACGACGAGUCCCCAAUCCUCGACUUUUAUCCCACCGAGUUUGAGGUCGACAUGAACGGCAAGAAGGCUGCAUGGAUGGGCGUUGUGCUUUUGCCCUUCAUUGAAGAAAAACGGCUGCUGGAUACCCUGAAAACUGUGUACGACGACCUCCGCCCCGAGGAGGUGGAGCGAAACAAGCUCGGAUACGAGGUUGUCUACGUGGGACACAAGCACGCCGGUUUCGACAGCAUGUGCACCAUCUACAGCAACAGCGCGCCCCCGCUGCCCACAGAAAUCGAACCAAAGCUGUUCCAACAGAUGGCUGGCAAGCUCGAUCACGAUGAUGCGGUCUGUCUUCCCGGUAGCACAUUCAUCUCUCCUCUCCUCGAGUUUGGCCAAGAGUCGCUCGACAACAACCAAGCAAUCAGUGCCAAGUACUUUAUGCCAGAGUAUCCCCGUGAUUUCAUCUUCAAGGCGACCAUUCAUCCCGCCGCCACACGUCCCCCGCCGUUGCUUACGCCUCAGGAUUUCGAGGGCAAGAACAAGCAAAUGCGUGGAUACAGCCAACACAACAAUGUCAUCAACCACGACAUGAACCGACCCCAGAUGUCUCUCAACCCAGCCUGGCUUCCUCACUCUGGCGGCGGCGGCGGCGGCGGCGAUCGUGGUGGUUUCCGGCGCCACGACAGCGAUGACCGUCGUAACAAUGGACAACAACGCUUCGAUCCUUACUAUGGAAACCGAAAUCAAGGUGGCCAGGGCUACCCGCGUGAAGACCGCGGUGGCUACGAGCAACGUGGCGGCUACGAGCACCGCGGGGGAUACCGCGGAGGUCGAGGUGGUUUCAAUGGAAGUCGUGGCGGCCAUGAUGGCUCCGACAAUCGCGGCGGUUACGAGGGCAAUCGCGGCGGUUAUGAGGGCAAUCGCGGCGGUUAUGAGGGCAACCGUGGCGGUUAUGAGGGCAACCGUGGCGGGUACGAGGGCAACCGCGGUGGCCAGUACAACCAUCGUGGCGGGUACGACAACCACCGAGGAGGAUACGGCGGCGGUGCCAGCAAUUCUCCGUACGCGUCUCGCCCGCUGCCUUCUCACUAUGUGCAGCCACCCCAGCAGCAGCAGCCACAACACCACCACCAACAACACCAACACCAACAAGGUUAUAACGGAGGAUAUGGUGGAGCGUCUGCGCCUCCUGCCGCCGCCCCUCAGUACGGGUACGAUUCGCGUGCCCACGGCGGUCGACCUCCGCAGCAAGGCUACUACACGGGACCUGCGGCCCAAUCCUAUCCGCCGCAGCAGCAACAACAGCCGCACCACCAGAAUCAGGGGCAGCAGUACGGCGGUCCUCAGCAAGGCGGCUACCAACAGCCCCGACCAGGCACCUCGCCGUACGCUCGCCGCUAAUCUUUAUCGACUCUUGUUGUUUGUAUCCCUUUUCCACUCUUUCGGGUGCACUGGCCUUCGUUUUUUAUGUUUUGUAGUAAACAAUUCCAGUUCUUGUCCUGUUGCUGUCCUGAACAUUGACCGAGAGCUCCUCUCCUCUGUGUUUGUCAUGUCUGCGAUGUACGUGUCUGUUUGUGUGUGUGUGUGUCCAUGCAUGUAAGCAUCAAAACGAUGAAAAUGUUUG
Molecule: messenger RNA, 3850 nt
Organism: Capsaspora owczarzaki ATCC 30864
Lineage: Eukaryota; Filasterea; Ministeriida; Capsasporidae
Product: 5'-3' exoribonuclease 2
Exons: 6
Coding region: 37-3627 (1196 amino acids)
Biological process (GO): nuclear-transcribed mRNA catabolic process
Cellular component (GO): nucleus
Molecular function (GO): 5'-3' RNA exonuclease activity; RNA binding
Source: RefSeq, a predicted model, not a curated record